AUGGUGCGAUGGGUUAAAGGGUCUAUUUUCCUUUAAACCUAAAGAGUGUAUUAGAGUUUUUUAACUUUAGGACAUAACCUGCACUCCUCAUAGAGGUGUGGCUUCCUCGGAAAAUCCUGUUUACAGAUAGAUUGAGAUCUCAUUUGAUGCUCUCUUCAGUCACGAGGAAAGAAAACAAAACAAGUUUCUCGCUGACCAUUGGCUUUGUUCUGGGUAUAUAAAGUGCAUUGGCAAAAGACUCUGUAGCAUCUGUAACGAGAACAUCCAACACUGCAACUGUGUUUCGAUUUUACCAGACACAAUGACUGAGCCAGAAGUGUUGAAGAAGAGCUUAGUGAACGUUCUAAAAUGGGUGUCCUCCUUCGCCUCAGCAGGGGCGGUCAAUCCCCUCUUCAGUGUGGCAGCCUCUCUCAUCAAGGUUGUGGAGACAUCUGUGGAUGAUAAAUGUUUUAAAAACCUAGAACGUGAGUUUGAAGACUUAAACAAAGCGAUAAAUGUAAUAUUAGACCAGAAAAUUCAAAUCCUGCUGAACAUCAAGAAGACAGAGGUGGACGCACAGUACACAAAUAUUGAAGAAUACCUUCGCAGCCAGUUCAGCUCAUAUUUGAAGAUUGUGAAGGCAAAGCCAGAGCAUCUGCAAAGCAAGAAGGAUGAUUUCAUAAGCAGAUAUGAGUUUGGCGAAAUUGACCAAAAGAUAAACAACCUCUAUGACCUUUUGGUUGGGAACCGUAAGCUCUUUAGCAAGACAAUUCAAGGGUACUCCGAUCAUUCAAAGGGUAACAAGGAAGUCAUGAAAAACCUCUACAUACGUCUCGCCUACCUGUUCUCCAUUGGCUGCAUCACUACGAUGACCUAUUAUGAAUUCAAGAAUGAUCACAUGAAAAAUCGGAAGGAGGAUUGGGAGAAAAAAAUUCAUGACGUGAAGGAAGCGGUGGAUAAAUGGAUUUGAUAUAUUCCAGCAUGUUCUGCACAACCAGUAUAAUCAAGAAAAAGGCAGAGCAAACCUCCUAAUGAGUACACGAAACAAUUUAAUUUCCUUGAAUCUGCUUUUCCGAAUCGCAUGUUCAGUUUAGUUAAACAUGAACAAAUAUGUUUUUACUUGUCUUUUUUUUCUAAGAAUAAGAUGAAUGCAGAUUGCUUAAGAAGAUUCAUGUAAUCACUCAUCUUACAGAUACAUUGUAUUAAAGUGAUCGUAUACAAGAAUGUUGUUAUUUCUUGAUAAAUAAAAUUUUACGUUUUCUGUAUUUUUACUAAUUAGUGAUGCUUUCAUAUAAUAAUACUAAUAAUAAUUACACAAAUAAGCGUUUAUUUGUUUAUAUACUUUACUAACUGGAGAGUUUAGAGUCUAUGCAGCUGGAAGUUGCUGUUCAUCUACUGACAAAAACUGAGGCCUUCCUCCAGAGCUACAGAAACACAGGAUUUGCUUCUUCACAAUGUACUGCCAGAUACAUUUGUGAGGAGAUGAACGCUGAGGCCGUGUGCAACCAGUAGGCUGAUCGGAUUGUGUGAUGAUCAUGGCCAGACCCUAUGUUCAGACAAAAACUAAACAUCAUAACCACACAUUAAAGAACAAUGUUUGCUGCGACACUAGCUGUGGUUCUUGAUACAACAAACAAAAUGAGAUAUACUUCUAUAAUCUUCUACAAAAAAAUAAUAAUUUCCCUGCAUAAUAGACUGCUUUCUGUAUAAUUCACAGUUUGGAUUACAGUAUUAAUCUUCUGUCAAGUUGCGCCACCGUUUCCUCUAGUUGGUCACUCUUUGAGUUUUGGUUCCUCCUAUAGGAACCAAACAAUACUAUACCAUGUAAGACAGCUGGGAAAAUUCUAAGAACUGAGUUUGUUUUUUAUGUUGAGACACAAAACAAUAAAUUCACAUUUGUUUCUAAAUCCUGAGGAAUGAUAUCCUGCCCUCAACUCAGAGGUUGUUGAUGUCCAGGGAUUGAACCCUUCUUAUCACACUUCUCCCCUCCCCUUCAUCUCUUCCAGCUCUGAUCGCUGGGAAAACGCUCAUAGUGUAUAUAUCAUUUUUUGUCGUAUAUAAAGUGUUGAUCAUCAUGUUUGUUAUUGUUUUAAAGUUCAUGCUGCGAUGGGUUAAAGGGUCUAUUUUCCUUCAAACCUAAUGAAGAGUGUAUUAGAGUUUUUUAACUUUAGGACAUAACCUGCACUCCUCAUAGAGGUGUGGCUUCCUCGGAAAAUCCUGUUUACAGAUAGAUUGAGAUCUCAUUUGAUCCUCUCAUCAGUCACGAGGAAACAACAAAAAACCCUGUUUCUCGCUGACCAUUGGCUUUGUUCUGGGUAUAUAAAGUGCAUUGGCAAAAGACUCAGGCAAGCAUCUGUAACCAGAACUUUCCACACUGCAACUGUGUGUCUCGAUUUUACCAGGUGUGAUCAACUUUGUGGUUUUAUUUUAUUCUUAUACUAAGUUGAUAAUCU
Messenger RNA from Triplophysa dalaica, 2432 nucleotides. RefSeq names its product protein rapunzel-like. The transcript has 2 exons. NCBI's taxonomy places the organism in Eukaryota, Metazoa, Chordata, Actinopteri, Cypriniformes, Nemacheilidae. The record is from RefSeq and is a predicted model, not a curated record. Bases 302 to 949 code for a protein of 215 amino acids.